Messenger RNA from Marchantia polymorpha subsp. ruderalis, 2409 nucleotides. Lineage: Eukaryota; Viridiplantae; Streptophyta; Marchantiopsida; Marchantiales; Marchantiaceae. The record is from the annotation of a GenBank genome assembly.
AUGAGUUUUCGUGAUGAUCUCCAGACGGUGCCGAAGAUCGCAAUGAAUAUUCGUUCUGUCCUCGUCAAAACAGUUCAAGAACUCUUAGUCCGCCUUCCAUUAGUGGGUCUUCACGGCAUGGGCGGUGUAGGGAAAACAACUCUUGCCAAGUUGUUGUUCAAUGUGUUGUGUGCUGAAUUUGAAUAUACUUGUUUCGUUCCGGGAUUUAUGCUCAAAGGAGAUUACAAGGAGAUGGAAGGCCGUGUGUAUUCGUCGAUGCAUCGAUAUGGCAAAAUGGUUACACAAAGAAGGCAAGAGUUGGAACCAGGAGAUUUGAAAGGGAAUAGACUUCUUCUCGUUCUAGAUAACAUGGAAAAUGAACACCAUGUUGAACUUCUCAAAGAAAUAGUUUUGAUGAACGCUUGCGCAAAUAGUCGUUACAUUGUUACCUCUCGAAGCUUGGAAGUUUUGGAUAGUUGCAUUGCGAUCUUUGGAAGAAGGGAUGUUAAUGCCUUCUUCCAAAGGGAUGUUGAUGCCUGCGUGUUUGACGUGGGUUUUUUGAAUCACGACAACUCCAACCAGUUAUUUAGAAGCCACGCAUUUCCUUAUCCUGACGAACCGAGUCCAUCAAUGACGGAAUGGAUAGACAAGAUCGUCGAGAAAUGUGAAGGACUACCAUUAACCCUGGAGGUGAUGGGCAGUUAUCUGAAGAGGGAUCCACGUGAAAAAGUAUGGAGUGAAAAAAGAUGGAGUCAGACUCUUGAGGCUCUCGAUGCAGCAGAAAACAUAGUCAAUUUCAAUGAAAGGUUGUGGGCGAAAUUGCAAGUGUCCUACAACAGCUUGAGCCCUGAGGAGCAGGAAAUAUUUCUUGAUGCUGCGACUUUCUUCAACAAUUCCCACUGGAUGCUGUUUGAAGCUAAGGCUUGCUGGCGUGUGCUCUAUGGCUUCGAAGAUGUGCGAUGGAAGACUUUGGUAGAUUUGUGUAUCGUCUACAAUGUAGAUGAAACAGACAGAAUACUAAUGCACGAGCAAAUGAGAUCUCUGGGAAUGAAAUUGGCUUCGGCAUGGGGACAUAAUCGCAUAUGUAGGACUUGGACUAAGAAAAAUGUCCCCUCGACGUCAUCCAUGAAAUUGGCUUCGGCAUGGAGAUUUCAUCGCUUAUUCAAUUGGACUAAAGAAAAUGAACCUUCAACGUCAUUCAGCCCUGGUAUGGAAAUUGAGGAGGUCAUAGCGCUACAACUUGAAGAUUCGAUGGCCCUCAACUCGAGAGCUAUUGGCCAGAUGAAGAAGCUGCGAUAUUUGGAAUCCGAGAAGAUGUUGAUGUUGGAUGAAGUAUUUGGCAACCUUUCAAAGAAAGUGGUACUUCUUCGAGUGCAUGGAGAAGUAAAUAGUCUUCACAACCUGGUCGACCGAGGUCGUGAAUGUUUGGCUGUUCUGGUUUUGGAGGCACCGGUCAGAUGUUUGCCAACAACCUUCAGCGAGUUGCAAAACCUUGAAAUCAUGAAAUUCUUCGGUUGUCUCUUCGAAGGUCUUCCCGAAACGUUUGGACAACUUCCCAGGCUUCGGCUUCUGACACUUUCAAAUUGCAGUAGACUUCGUUCACUCCCCGAAGCUUUCGGAAGGCUCUCCCGUCUGGAGAAGUUGAUCAUGGUGGAACUGCACAAUUUUCGAAGGUUGCCUGAGGGUUUCGGAAAUCUGCCCCAGCUACAACGCCUGGUACUAUGUGGAUUGAGUAAAAUUCGUUCACUCCCCGAAUCUUUCGUACGGCUCUCCUGUCUGGAGGAUUUGAUCAUGAUGUCACUAGACAAUCUUCAAAGGUUGCCUGAGGGUUUCGGAAAUCUGUCCCAGCUAAAUGUACUGGUAAUAGAAGAUGCGCCUUAUAUCUCAGAACUGCCUGAGAGUUUCAGCCGUCUCACUCGAUUGCAAAACCUGCAUCUCAAUUAUAUGCCUGGCCUCCAAGCCUUGCCUGAUACUUUUGGGGAGCUUUCGCAGCUGUCCCAUUUGUCAAUGCUGCGUUGCAAUAUUAAACAAAAAUUGCCGCAUUCGUUUGGGCAACUGCCCAUGCUGACCCUCGUGGACAUCCGCGGCUGUUCUAGCCUUGUCUUUUCAGAAUUCUGCGCUGUUUGUCCAAGAAUUCCAAAACUAAGAUAUUUGUUGAGCUCGAUAGGAGGUUCACACGGUACAUUUAGUUACUGUCCGAAAGUGGCUCAUCAUGAUGAUCAAUCAGUAUCUAUCAGCGAGUUGCGAUCAAUUUUUGGACUCGAUCCGGAUGUGCCUCUUGAGGAUGAUGAAAUAAGGGAGUUGGAGAAGAAGUAUUUAGCUGGUGAAUUCACCCCUACCUUUCGUUUUCCUGGUGAAUUAAGAGGUUAUUUCGAUUACACAUUGGCAGAAGUAGACUUCGGACAGAUGCUCAGGGACAUCGGUAUUUGA